Molecule: messenger RNA, 664 nt
Organism: Rhagoletis zephyria (snowberry fruit fly)
Lineage: Eukaryota; Metazoa; Arthropoda; Insecta; Diptera; Tephritidae
Gene: dgt4
Product: dim gamma-tubulin 4
Source: RefSeq, a predicted model, not a curated record
GCAGAAGUGUAAAAAUUUCUAUUUUUUAAAUUAUCGCGCUUUGUAUUUUCUAGCGGAAAAAUUUUUAAUUUCAGCAGCAAAAUGUCAGCAAACAGCACCACACCAACUUCUUCAAAUAGCGCGGCUUCUAUUUCACUAAACUCCACCGCCAGCGGUAUGGAGGACAUACAGUAUUUGCUUUAUCUGGAAACUUUGCGGCGCUUUCGGGAUGACGAGGCUAAUAUUAAGCGCCAAGUGGAUGAGAAGACUCGGCAGUAUUUCGAAGUCAAAGAAGAUUACUUACAGUCGUAUGCCAAGUACGUGAAGCUGACCACUUUGGCGGCAACGCGUUGCGCUUUGUUAAGCGAUACUCGCUUGCCCAUUGCCAAGAUAACAGCAGCCGAAAAGGAGGUCAGCGUUAUUGCACAUAAACUAGCUGCUGGCCAUGUUAUAGAGUCCAUAAGUGAGGCAGACGUUUCAGAAUGCAGAGCCAAAUUGGAGGCUUGUAAAACACAUGAGAAACUAAAACAAUUGCGUCAGGAAUUAGCCGAGAGUAAAGCUACUGUGCGCGCCGUGCAAACAGCUACGGAAACUGUGGAGGCCACUAUUGAGACUGCGACGCUGCAAAGUUUGGACUACUUGGUGGAUGAGGUUGGACAUAGGGAAUAAAAUAAAAACACUUUGA